Messenger RNA from Nasonia vitripennis (jewel wasp), 6037 nucleotides. It is a transcript of the gene Mct1, whose product is annotated as monocarboxylate transporter 13. Gene Ontology annotation, molecular function: monocarboxylic acid transmembrane transporter activity. The coding region runs from base 3464 to 5200 and encodes 578 amino acids. The record is from RefSeq and is a predicted model, not a curated record. The transcript is spliced from 15 exons. Gene Ontology annotation, biological process: monocarboxylic acid transport; transmembrane transport. Lineage: Eukaryota; Metazoa; Arthropoda; Insecta; Hymenoptera; Pteromalidae.
UACAGUAACUUUUAUUCUUUUAACUUAGGAUUUUAUAUUUUCGUUUUAUAUUAGCAACUUGCAGUGCCUGUGUGGAUGGUUUUGGCAGAUUUUAGUUAAGUAUUAUUUUUUCAUUUGGAUCUCGCUGUGCAUGGGGUAGGUAGAUAUAAGUUUUAUUUAUUUAUUUAUUUAUUCAUUUAUUUCAACACCAUAUACAUAUGACCUUUAAAAGGCACCCUAUAGAGGCAAACGCAGUUGCCUGUACAUAGGGAUGGCAUAAUCACUAAUAUUAAUAUACUUAAAACUACCAUAUAGAGCCAAGAUAACGCAUUUAACGCUAUCAUGUCCUUUUUCCUUUUCAGUUUAUGGGAUAUAUUAAUAUUUACGUAUGAUCUUCAAAUCUUGGGUAACUAGAUUUGGUGCUUAGGGUUCUUGUUUUUUAGUUUUAGUUUGACAUUUUCUUAUUUAUCGGUGCAGCCACCGGUAAUUCGAACAUUUUCGAAUUGAUGCAGGGUCGCCCGAUGGCUGACUUCAGGGGACAAAGCAGAUCGCUUUUAGACUUUUACCGCGUUGCCCCCUGAAGUUGGCUUUUGAGCAACCCUCCGAAGUCCGAAUUAUUAUUGUUCUGUGCAGAACAAGAAUACACGGCACAACGCAACGGAACUCACAGAAUAAGGGAACGGAACGCAUUGUAGAUAGGCUCCAGCACUGGAAUCUGGAUGGCAUAAGUACGGCAAAUCACUUGUUGAUGCGAAGAGGUCGAUUCUUUUUUUCCCCGAAACGUCAGUGCACAUACAAAAAGUUAGGUUAAAGACCGGUGUACGAGAAAUAACGUUUCAAUGCGGCGAAGAACAUAACGCAGGAGAACUGGGAGUUCAAUACAAUCUUUUCGAGAAGAUUGACUUGCAGAAUGUAGAGUGUCUGAACGAGCUGGUGGAAGGAUCUGGAGCCAAGAUUUUCAAAUCGUGGGAGGAUCGCUUGGAUCAUACAAAGUUUGUGGAAAGCGAUGUGGAUGAGGAACUACUCUUCAAUAUCCCCUUUACCGGUGAUAUCAAGCUCAAAGGUCUGAUUAUUGUCGGAGGACCAGAUGAUUCUCAUCCAUCAGAAGUAAAACUCUAUAAAAACAGGGAGGGAAUGACAUUCGACGAAGCUGGAAGUGAACCUGAUCAGAAAUUUGAGUUGAUAAUGGACCAAUACGGUGUUCACGAGUAUCCAAUAAAAGUGGCCAAAUUUUCCUCAGUGCAUCAUCUCACACUGCACUUUACUGGUAACCGUGGAGCUGAGAGAACAAGGAUCGACUAUAUUGGCUUGAAAGGAGAGUGGACUCCUGGCCAUCGUCAUGGAGUCACUAUCUGCACAUACGAGGCUCUACCGCAACACAAAGAUCAUGUUAGUUCUGAAAACUUUGAUGACUUUUCGCGCGCAGUUUCAUAGUUUUGAAAAUUAAUCUUUUCAAUCGUUCAAAAGUGGUAAAAGACUGAAUCUUGCAUCCACCACUCUAAUUUUUUGCCGAUAUUUCAAUUUCUAAUCCUGCAUGACUGUCUCUCAUGAAUCAUUCUUUAAAAAGUCUGCUAACGAAAAGAUAUUAUAGUGAUUGAUAUUUAUUUGAAUUUAAUUUUGAUUUAUGAUUAAUUUAUACUGAUGAUUCUAUUAAUGGUCGGAAUUAUCAAAGUGAUACAAAGCACACAUAGGAAUUACUUACUGUUACUAUUCGUUUACUUAAACUUUGCAUAAUUUUGUAUAAAAAAAAAAAAAAUAACGUAUAAGCGCAUAAAAAAUUGUAGCUCGAGAACUUUCAAAACGAAGAGUACAACUUGAUUUCUAUCACAGAUAGACAUGUGUAUAACAUUGCACCGUUUGCGAAUCGAAUGGAUCUCAAGAUAACAAAUAAAAGGAGAAAAAAAUGAAAAGCAAAGCCAAACUAUCUAGUUCGAGGAAGAAAAAAAUCCAGCCUCCCUAUUUAUAACGCGACCAAAAAUCCGCACAAAGCCUUUCUCUUUUUUCUCCGUUCUUUCUUCCUCCGUUCGUUCGCCCCGCCAUAUGCGUAGCUUUAUUUUCAGCGGCGACUGCGACAAGUGCAGCACGCGUCGCUUACAUUGCACUACUGCGACUGCUCUUUCGAGCAUAUACACUCGCUCGAACCGUUUAGUACAAGCAUACGCAAGUCCAUACGAUCGGGGGAGAAGCAGCGUGAGCAGCUCUGCACACGCAUUUCGGAUUUUCGCGCAGUCGGUAGCGCGCGAUCGACAACAAAGGAGCGGCGCAUCGCGGCUCGCGCGUGUGUACAUACACAAUAUACAUUGUGCCAUACAUACAUUGUGCGGUUAAUAAAUUUCCUCGCGAGCGGGCGAGAGCGAUGUUUUGUUUACGCGGUUUGGCACGCGGCUGCUCGCCGUUUAUCGUCGACGAUUCCACGAGCCAGCCGGACUUUCAUUAAAACGCCGAGAGUGCCAUCGACGGAGAUUGACCACACACGCGGAGAAACUUUGUUUUUAUUAUCAUUACGCCGUACACGCGUGUCGCAAGACGGUCAGCUUGAAUUGUAAGCAGGAGAGGAGAACCGAAGUUGCGCAGUACAGCACAAGGAGAAGAAGAAGCAGCAGCAGCAGCAGCAGCAGCAGUGAAUUAUUUAUGAAGAUCGGGUCAGAAGAGGAAUAAGCGCACGCAGCUCUGGAAACGUCUACAGUCCCUCGAGCAAACAGUGAGUAGUGUUUUCCAAUUUCAGCUAUAAGUAUCUCGAGACUAAAAUCUUGGCCUCAGCUCGCGUAUUAAGAUGCCGGGCGCGUCGAAGGGCUGCCGGCACGAGCUGCAUCAUCAGCGCUACCCACUCCACUCGUCGCUGAGAAGAUAGUACACAGCAGCGACCGCGGCAGCGUCAGUCGAGCCAGGAAAGCCGCGCCGCGACCAUCUCGUGCGCUGCGCUCGUGCUCCUAUACGCACACGCAGACAGACACACGGCUAGCACGUGCGUGUGCUCGAGUGGCUUUUCCGCCCCCCUACUCUCUCCCCGAGCGAGUGAUUACGCGCCGGUUUAAUACUAAUAGCGGCCGAAAGCUGCCAGUCGGUCUUCGGCUCGCGUGCCGGCUUAUCGAGGAGAGCUACACUCGGAGCUUUUCGGUUGGAAAAUUUUGGUAUGCCGCCGUUUCGUAAGACCAGAUAAGGGACGCAAAGAAGAGGAAGAGGAAGAGCUAUCAUCGAUGCGGAGGACGAUUGCAGCUGUCGAUGGCGAUGAGAUCGGCAGAGCUCGCACGUGCAGACGUUGUUGACAAGUCAAUUAAUUCGAAAUACGCGAGUAAACAGGGCAAGGAUCGAUUCGUCUGGAUGAUUUAACGAAAGUGCCUUACAUUUCGUACUCUCUCACUCUCUUUCUCCUACUGCCGUGCCACUGAAGAUUUAUUAUAACAGAGAAGAAGAAGAAGAAGAAGAAGAAGUGGAAUUCAAUACUGAAUUGGAUUUUUUAAUAGAGCAAGCUUUCCCGCGCAAAAUGACGCACAUACCGGAGAAGAACGGCAAGUCCGUGGUUAAGCACAACGGCGAGAAGAAUGGAAAGGCCACGCAGGAGGAGGUCGUGCAGCCGCCCCCGCCUGACGGCGGAUGGGGAUGGGUCGUCGUCUUCGCUUCAUUCAUGGUUCACGUAAUCACCGACGGAGUGACUUAUUCCUACGGAAUCUUCCACGCCGAUUUCCUGCUCUACUUCGGAGCCUCGGAUCAGGCUGUCUCAUGGAUCACUUCGCUCCUGGUCGGUGUCACCUACUGCUCAGGUCCAAUAUCCAGCGCACUGGUGAACAGGUUCGGCUGCCAGGCGGUGACAAUAAUGGGCACGCUCGUUGCGAGCGCCUGUCUGCUGGCCAGCGUUUACGCCAAGGACUUGACUGUGCUGUAUUUCACAGCUGGCAUCGGAACGGGUUUCGGCUUCGGUCUGAUCUAUCUGCCCGCCAUCGUGAGCGUGACGGUCUACUUCGAGAAGUACCGAUCGCUCGCCACCGGAAUCGCGGUCUGCGGAUCCGGCCUCGGCACCGUCGUCUUCGCGCCCUUCAUCUCCUACCUGAUCAGCGUCUACGGAUCGUACAAGUCCGCGAUGAUGAUCCUCUCCGCCAUCGUGCUCAACUGCGUCGUCCUGGGAAUCAUGUUCAGGCCCCUCGAGCCCGUCAAGUCGUCCGAGUGCAUCCCCCUCAAGGAGGUGAAGAGCAACGGAAGGACGAACUUGCAGUCGUGCGAGGACGCGAAGCUGAGUCUGGACCGUCGCUCGAGCAUGGGCGCGCCGAAGAAGUACUCGAACGCCAAGUCGAGCGACAACUCUUCCAGCAACAUCCGCCUCGCUCUCAGCCAGCCGAUCCUGGCAUCGAAGGAUGGACAGCAGCAGAGCGAGCCCUUCCCAAGGGUGUCCUGUGGCAGCGGCGUGAUGAACCGCUCGGACGUUUUCCUGCGCAGCAGUAUCCACAGUAUCCGCAAACGCUCAGAAUCGCUAACGAACAGCGAGGAGAACAUGCGAUUCCGGCUGUCCUUGAGGAGUCUGCCGAACGGUGCCGGUCACCGCGUGGUCGACGUUGCCGAGUGCGAGGACGAGAACGAGAAUCCCGGUAUCAUCAAGCGGAUGCUGCAGUUGGACCUUCUGCGGGACCCGGUUUUCAUCAUCUUCAGUCUGUCGAACUUCUUCACGAGUCUCGGAUUCAACGUGCCCUACGUUUUCCUGGUGAAACAAGCCGAAACCCAUGAUAUAGACAAAGAGACUGCCAGUAUGCUGAUAUCUGUGAUAGGCUUUGCGAACACGGCCGGCAGAAUCGUGCUUGGCUACAUAUCCGACAAGCCAUGGGUCAACCGACUGUUCAUUUACAACGUGUGUUUGACCGUCUGCGGCCUGUCUACUGCAUUUAGCCCCUUCUGCACCGACUUCCUGACCCUCGCUAUCUACAGCGCAAUCUUCGGAUUCACGGCCGGAGCUUACGUCGGCCUCACCUCGGUAUGUCUCGUCGACUUGGUCGGACUGGAUCGUCUGACGAAUGCCUUCGGUCUCGUACUGUUAUUCCAAGGAAUCGCCUCUUUCCUCGGAGCUCCUAUCGCCGGAUAUCUCCGCGACGUGACAGGGUCGUAUGAUCCAGGCUUCUCCGUCGCGGGAAUCAUGAUCGCAGCCAGUGGACUCAUGCUGUUCGUCGUACCGCCUCUGCAGAGAUGCCUGCUGAAGAAGGAGGAGAAGCAGCAGAGGAUAGAGCCAGUUGCCUAGUUCGAAUAAGAUCUAUUUUCCUACCUUUACCAACCUGUGGACGUUAUUUCCGCCCACCUGCCUGCAAAAGUCCCGAAAUCGUCAAUUAACUUUGAUCCACUUGGGCACAACUAAUUUAAUGCAAAAUUAUUUUUGUUUUUUUUUUAGUUUACGUUGAGAAUACAUUUGUUUAUCGUUAAGAGUAUAGACAUACGGAUAAACUUUAGUUUUUUUAUUAUUACAAAAUAGUUAAGUAUACUAGUAUACUGUAAAGUUGAAGAGCGAUUCGUUUGAAUCGGAAAAGUUGUUAUACUAUUGUAUCGCUUAGAUAUAUAUAUAUAAUCUGGUAAGAAGUAGUUUUAUAUUUUUACUAUAAAAGAUUUACCAUGUAUAUCGUUAUCUAAGAUGCCUACGUAUAUCGAACGUAAUAUGCAUUAAUUGCAAGUGCGUAAUAACUCUGUGAUAUAAAAGAAAGAAAAACGUCAAUCCAAACGGCAUAUACAAACAACAGAAUAAAAAGAAACUGGAAAGCUGUACGCUCUCAUUUUAUCGAGAUGAUAUGAAGAAUAUAUAUAUAUAUAUAUAUAUAUAUAUUUUUGAUCUUUAUCAUCGACGAGCGAGCGUAUAUCGAAUACGGUUAUCAGAAGUACGUAUAUAAAAUAUAGUUUAAGUACACAAUUAUGUUAUAAGAUGAGAUGUAAGCGCAAGCGCCGUAGUUUGUAAUAUCGUGUAAAUGGGAAUAUUUUUCAUUUUGUAUGGUAUGGAUGCAUUUUCUAAUAACGUUAGCUACUCUAUAUAUGUGCAUAAGUUUUGAAACAUACAGACCCGAAUAAUACAUAUAAAACGAUUGUUACAAAA